AUGGCCCCCCAGGUUGGUAUCAACGGCUUCGGUCGUAUCGGUCGUAUCGUCUUCCGUAACGCCAUCGCUGCUGGCAACGUCGACGUCGUCGCUGUCAACGACCCCUUCAUCGAGACCCACUAUGCUGCCUACAUGCUCAAGUAUGACAGCACCCACGGACAGUUCAAGGGCACCAUCGAGCUGUUCGACGGUGGUCUGGUCGUGAACGGCAAGAAGAUCCGCUUCUACUCCGAGCGUGACCCCGCCAACAUCCCCUGGGCCGAGACCGGUGCUGCCUACGUCGUCGAGUCCACCGGUGUCUUCACCACCACCGAGAAGGCCUCUGCUCACUUGAAGGGCGGUGCCAAGAAGGUCAUCAUCUCCGCUCCCUCCGCGGACGCCCCCAUGUACGUCAUGGGUGUCAACAACAACACCUACACCAAGGAUGUCAACGUCCUCUCCAACGCCUCUUGCACCACCAACUGCCUGGCCCCCAUCGCCAAGGUGGUCAACGACAACUUCGGCCUGGUUGAGGGUCUCAUGACCACCGUCCACUCCUACACCGCCACCCAGAAGACCGUCGACGGUCCCUCCGCUAAGGACUGGCGUGGUGGCCGCACUGCGGCCCAGAACAUCAUCCCCAGCUCCACCGGUGCCGCCAAGGCUGUCGGCAAGGUCAUCCCCUCGCUCAACGGCAAGCUGACCGGCAUGGCCAUGCGUGUGCCUACCUCCAACGUCUCCGUCGUUGACCUGACCUGCCGCACCGAGAAGCCCGUCACCUACGAGCAGAUCAAGAAGACCAUGAAGGCUGCCUCCGAGGGCGAGCUCAAGGGCAUCCUCGGCUACACCGAGGACGACAUCGUCUCCUCCGAUCUCAACGGCGAUGACAACUCCUCCAUCUUCGAUGCCAAGGCCGGUAUCGCCCUGAACGAGCACUUCAUCAAGCUCGUCUCCUGGUACGACAACGAGUGGGGAUACUCCCACCGUGUUGUUGACCUCAUCGCCUACAUUGCCGGUGUGGAUUCGCAAUAG
Aspergillus campestris IBT 28561 is the source of this 1011-nucleotide messenger RNA. It is a transcript of the gene gpdA, whose product is annotated as glyceraldehyde 3-phosphate dehydrogenase GpdA. NCBI's taxonomy places the organism in Eukaryota, Fungi, Ascomycota, Eurotiomycetes, Eurotiales, Aspergillaceae. Gene Ontology annotation, molecular function: oxidoreductase activity, acting on the aldehyde or oxo group of donors, NAD or NADP as acceptor; NAD binding; NADP binding. Gene Ontology annotation, biological process: glucose metabolic process. The record is from RefSeq and is a predicted model, not a curated record. The coding region runs from base 1 to 1011 and encodes 336 amino acids. The transcript has 5 exons.